AUGGGUAUUACCUUGUCUGCGAUCAUCAAGGAUGACGCCGAAAAUGACGCACCAGCAGAAGGCCAGACUACAGAAGAUCAGCCAACAGAAGAUCAGCCAACAGAAGAGAAAACUCCGGAUUGGAAGAAACGUCUGAUCAAUGCAAUCGGCCGCGUCCCAGUGAAAGAUUAUAUUGCAUGGAUCACGCACUCCACCACUUUCUUUCCCCGUUGCCUUGCAAAAGAAGACAACCUUUAA
Zychaea mexicana is the source of this 237-nucleotide messenger RNA. RefSeq lists its product as uncharacterized. NCBI's taxonomy places the organism in Eukaryota, Fungi, Mucoromycota, Mucoromycetes, Mucorales, Lichtheimiaceae. The coding region runs from base 1 to 237 and encodes 78 amino acids. The record is from RefSeq and is a predicted model, not a curated record. The transcript has 2 exons.